This is a messenger RNA of Parastagonospora nodorum SN15, 1431 nucleotides long. RefSeq lists its product as hypothetical. NCBI's taxonomy places the organism in Eukaryota, Fungi, Ascomycota, Dothideomycetes, Pleosporales, Phaeosphaeriaceae. The transcript is spliced from 3 exons. Bases 1 to 1431 code for a protein of 476 amino acids. The record is from RefSeq and is a predicted model, not a curated record.
AUGACAUCGAUUUCUGCUCUGGACGUCCGAACGAAGGAUGGAGUCAAGUUUGGAAAGGAGUUGAGGGAGAAGGAAUUCUUGUUCCAGAAGGGUUAUCUGAACUUGAAUCAUGGUUCCUUCGGCACUUACCCCAAAGCCGUUCGCGAUCAACUCCGUCAUUUCCAAGAUGAAGUCGAAGCGCGCCCCGACUCCUUCAUCCGCUACGAAUACCCCAAACUUAUCAAUGAGUCUCGCGAAGCAGUGACUAAAGUGCGAACCCUCGUUCUAAAUCUACUUGCACCAACACUCAUCAUACUCCAGGUCCUCAACGCCCCUUCAGACACCGUGGUCUUCGUACCCAAUGCCACAACUGGUAUCAAUACGGUCUUGCGCAACUUAGACUUCCAGCCCGGUGACCACAUCCUCUACUUCGCAACCAUAUAUGGCGCAUGCGAGAAGACGGUGGCGUAUAUCACCGAAACCACGCCAGCCAAGUCUGUCAAGAUAACCUACGCGUACCCCGUGGAAGAUGACUGGCUCGUUGCAGAGUUCAGAUCGAAAGUUGCUGACGUCGAGAAAACCGGCGGGAAAGUGAAAAUCGCAAUCUUCGACACGAUCGUCAGCAUGCCCGGUGUCAGGGUGCCAUUUGAGCGGCUGACAGCCGCGUGUAAAGAGUUGGGUGUAUUGAGCUGCAUCGAUGGCGCGCAUGGGGUCGGACACAUCAAGCUAGAUCUGGAGAAGCUGGACCCAGACUUCUUCGUUAGUAAUUGCCACAAAUGGCUCCACGUCCCCCGCGGCAACGCCAUCUUCUACGUGCCUGUGCGCAAUCAGCACCUCAUACGCAGCACACUGCCCACGUCUCACGGUUUCGCGCCACGAAACUCGACCAUCGGUUCGCCGUUUCCAAAAUCGGGUUUCCCAAAUACUUCGCAGAAUGCACAUGUUGCAAACUUCGAGUUCGUCGGCACGAUUGACAACGCGCCAUAUCUCUGCGUCCCUGCGGCACUCGCGUGGCGCGAAAAGCUGGGUGGCGAGGACGUGAUUAUGAAGUACUGCCAGACGCUGGCGCGAGAGGGAGCUAAGCUUGUCGCGAAAGAAUUGGGCACGGAAGUUAUGGAAAACAAGACAGGGACGCUGGGAGCAGAUUGCUGUCUCGCAAACAUUCGCUUGCCGAUUGCUGUGGCAAAAGCGAAAGAAUAUGCGGCAGCAGCAGGUAUCGAGGAAGCUGAUGUCGGCGGCGAAGUCAGGGAUUGGAUGCACAAGACUUCCCUCGAUGACCAUGGGACAUUUCUCCAGACCAUGUUCCAUGGAGGCGCUUGGUGGGCCCGACUGAGCGGCCAAGUGUACCUCGAGAUGGCGGAUAUGGCAUGGGCCGCUGAGACGCUGAAGAAGAUAAUUGUCAGGGUAGAAGCUGGUGAGUGGGCUGGCGUGGAUAAGGCAAGUAAUUUGUAA